This is a messenger RNA of Tupaia belangeri chinensis (Chinese tree shrew), 2855 nucleotides long. RefSeq names its product intraflagellar transport 46 (gene IFT46). Bases 462 to 1517 code for a protein of 351 amino acids. The record is from RefSeq and is a predicted model, not a curated record. Gene Ontology annotation, cellular component: microtubule organizing center; intraciliary transport particle B; motile cilium. The transcript is spliced from 14 exons. Lineage: Eukaryota; Metazoa; Chordata; Mammalia; Scandentia; Tupaiidae. Gene Ontology annotation, biological process: intraciliary transport; cilium assembly.
UAUUUAUUUUUAUUGCCUAGCGACCCGCAGCAGGCUAUUUCCUCGAGGUAGACUCCCUAAAGUGGCCUGGCCUGGGUUUGGAGACCCCCGCCCUAGGCUGGGGUUCUUUCCAUAUAGAGGAGACGGAUUCAGAGGGGCUACAGCUUUGGGGAGCUGCUGCAGAAGUUGGCUGUCGUUUCCCUGCACGAGUCCCUCGGUCCUCAGCCAGCCUGCCAGCAGUUCCUACAUAAGGGCUGCCGCAGAGUGACCUAACUGCUUGACCUGGGGCCAAGAAGCCUUAAGGAAAGUUUGGAUGGGGGUAAAGAUUUUAUGCAAACCUAGUGUCUUGGACCAAGAUUGUGGAAAACCAGACUUAUGAUGAGCGGCUAGAAAUUAAUGACUCUGAAGAGGUUGCAAGUAUUUAUACUCCAGCCUCAAGACACCAAGGACUUCCUCACUCUGCCCGCCUUCCUCACGAGACCAUGGCCGAUAACAGCAGCGAUGAGUAUGAAGAGGAAAACAGCAAGGUCCUAAGUGAGGGCAUGCCACAGGCUCCAGGCCACAGAGGCAAAGACGUGGACCCCAUCCCAACUGCCCCUGCAAGUCCCAGGCGCCAUCAGACCCCUUCUCACGGACUUGAGAGGGUGGUAGGGUACAUAGACAGCCAGAAGCUCAGAAAGGAGAAGAAAAAGACCUCGCAGUUGACACCUCAGCGGGGCUUUAGUGAGGAUGAUGAUGACGACUCCUCUGAAACUGAUUCCGAUGAAGACGACGAUGAGGAGGAGCAUGGAGCCCCUCUGGAAGGGGCCUAUGAUCCUGCGGAUUAUGAGCAUUUGCCAGUUUCUGCGGAGAUCAAAGAACUCUUCCAGUACAUCAGUCGGUACACACCUCAGUUGAUCGACCUGGACCACAAACUGAAACCUUUCAUUCCUGAUUUUAUCCCAGCUGUGGGGGAUAUUGAUGCAUUCUUAAAGGUUCCACGUCCAGAUGGCAAGCCAGACAACCUCGGCCUGCUGGUACUGGAUGAACCUUCUACAAAGCAGUCAGACCCCACCGUGCUCUCCCUCUGGUUAACGGAGAACUCCAAGCAGCACAAUGUCACGCAACAUAUGAAAGUGAAGAGCCUUGAAGAUGCAGAAAAGAACCCCAAAGCCAUUGACACGUGGAUAGAGAGCAUCUCUGAGUUGCACCGUUCCAAGCCCCCUGCGACCGUGCACUACACCAGGCCCAUGCCCGACAUCGACACAUUGAUGCAGGAAUGGUCACCUGAGUUUGAAGAACUUUUGGGCAAGGUGAGCCUGCCCACGGCAGAGAUCGACUGCAGCUUGGCAGAGUACGUCGACAUGAUCUGUGCCAUCCUAGACAUCCCUGUCUACAAGAGUCGGAUUCAGUCCCUCCACCUGCUCUUCUCCCUCUACUCGGAAUUCAAGAACUCACAGCAUUUUAAAGCUCUCGCUGAAGGCAAGAAAGCAUUCACCCCUCCUUCCAGCUCCGCCUCCCAAGCUGGAGAUGCAGCAGAGACGCUAACCUUCAGCUGAGACACCUUCCAAGCCACUCUGCUGUGAGGCUGGGCUGGCUUCUGUCCCCCACUGGGACGGAGAGCAUCAUCAGCCACCUGAUCCUCACUGCACCAUCGCACUCAGCGCUUGGCACAUCCUUCUCCCCUCUGUCCCAGGGCUGCUUGUUAAAGGGUUCUGACUAUCUCAGCUUGCCUUGCGAGGGGUCGGCCACCCACGCCUCCCGCAGGGAUUUGGUAGAACUAGAAUUUCUGAGAUUCCAUGGAGCUCAGGUUGGGAGGAAAGCUUCAAAGACAUUCUUUCUCUUUUUAGUUUUUACCAAAAAACCCCCCACAAAACCUAAAAUAAAUAAGUAAAUUAAAUAAAGAUCUGAAGUAAAUUUGGUAAAAUGUUAAGAUUCAAUAGAGGGAGGGGCCAGCAGAUGGCAUGGUUGUUAAGGAUGCUGGACUCCCACUGGGCUGAUCGCAGUUCGACCCCUGGAUCUGAUGGCUUGCUUUCUCACUUCCUCUGUCUUUCUCCCUCUCUCUCUCUCCGGUGAGCACAAAAUACAAAAGACUUAGCAGAGCUGAGUGGUAGGUACACAGAUGCUUGCUGUAUUUUCUCUACUCUGAUGUUUAAAUAUGUCAUUUAUAAAACUAUUUGAGGGCCAGCAAAUGGCGUAGUGGUUAAAGUCUCUCAGAAAUUUAAAGACCAUUUACUCCAAUAUUUCAUUACAAACCUUAAACUAUGAUUGGCUAGAGUUAGAACGAAGGUUUAAACCUUUGAUUCAUAAUGUAUUCUGAUCUUUGGCUCGCUUAUUUUAUUUUACUGUUUUAUUGUUUGGUUUUAAUAAAUAAGCAUCUAUUAUUCUUCUGCCAUCCUGAAGAAUGAGAAAAUUAUCAAUAAAUGACAUUUCCCUAUGUGCUCUUCUUCCAGCCCAACCCUUUGCUCCCCCAUAACCAGGAUAACUUUUGUAUUUAUUAUUCCCUAUUUAUAGAUUGUUUAUAUCAUAAAUACACAUAUUAAAAAAAUUUGUCUUACUUUCAGCUAUUUUCUAAUUGUGUGAAGGGGCUUCCAAAUGAUUGUAGAAAAAAUGAAAUGAAAGUUUAUUUUGGUAACCAAAAUCUUUUAAAUUCAUGCACAAUUUUUUCAUAAUUCCUUUUUCUAUGAAUUUUUUUGAAGAGCCCCUGUAUGUAAUCUUCAAGUACUUUCUUUAUUGACAUACCAUUUAUAUAGAUUAUAUUUUACAUCCCCUAUAUCUCACGGGUCUAUUCUAUGGCUUUAUGGGCUUUCUAGACUCUUGUUAACUUAUCUACCCUUAUACAUAUAUGACACAUUCUUAAUUAUAAUCACUUUAGUAUUGACACAUGAUAGUGUAAA